GGCUGACAAGGUCUUAUUCUAUCUGUACAUAUCUAGAUUAUCUAUUUCAAAAUGGUUUAUAAAAUGUUUCUUGAAAACGAGCAUGUUGGUGACCGUUCAAGGUUAGAAGAUUGGAGAAUCAAAGGUUACGAUCCUUUAACUCCUCCUGAUUUAUUGCAGCAUCAAUUCCCAUUAUCUGAAACCUCGAAAAAUGUGAUUCUUAAAGGUAGAGACGAUUCUCGCAGAAUAUUAAAUGGCGAAGAUGACAGGUUGAUAAUUGUUAUUGGGCCAUGCUCAAUCCAUGAUCCCAAAGCUGCUUUAGAAUAUUGCGAUAGAUUAUAUGAAUUGAAUAAUAGAGUCAAAGGCGAAUUACACAUUGUCAUGAGAGCCUAUUUGGAAAAACCAAGAACAACUGUUGGUUGGAAAGGUUUGAUUAAUGAUCCACACAUUGAUGAAUCAUACAAUAUUAAUGAGGGAUUAAGAAUUUCAAGAAAAUUGUUUGUCAAUUUGACUGAAAAAUUACCAAUUGCUGGUGAAAUGUUGGAUACUAUAUCUCCUCAAUUUUUAUCUGAUUUAUUUUCAGUAGGUGCAAUUGGCGCAAGAACAACUGAAUCCCAGUUGCAUCGUGAGUUGGCGUCAGGAUUGUCCUUUCCUGUUGGUUUCAAAAAUGGUACUGAUGGUUCUUUGGGUGUUGCAAUUGAUGCUAUAAGAGCUGCUGCUCAUCCUCAUCAUUUCUUAUCUGUUACCAAGCCCGGUAUUGUAGCUAUUGUUGGAACUGAAGGCAAUGAUGAUACAUUUAUCAUUUUAAGAGGCGGGAAAUCGGGAACGAAUUUCGAUGAGAAAUCGGUUAAAAAAGCUGAAGAAGAAUUGAUAAAAGCUAAGAUUAUAAAUGAAAAUCACAAAGGCCCCAAAAUAAUGGUUGAUUGUUCACAUGGAAAUUCGAAUAAAAACCACAAUAAUCAGCCAUUAGUUGCUCAAGAUGUUUGCAAACAACUUGAAAAAGGUUCGGAAGCUAUUUGUGGCUUAAUGAUUGAGAGUAAUUUAGUUGCAGGCAGACAAGAUGUUCCAAGCAAAGAAGAUGGUGGGAAAGAUGCGUUGGUAUACGGUUGUUCGAUCACAGAUGCUUGUAUAGGUUGGGAAGAUACCGAAAAGGUUUUGUUGAAUUUGGCUAAAUCAGUAAAGAUCAGAAGAGAAAAUAACUUAAGAAAUUGAAAAUUAGAAAUUAGAGACAAAUUAGAGACUAGAAAUUAA
This is a messenger RNA of Ascoidea rubescens DSM 1968, 1230 nucleotides long. It is a transcript of the gene ARO3, whose product is annotated as 3-deoxy-7-phosphoheptulonate synthase ARO3. Bases 52 to 1191 code for a protein of 379 amino acids. Gene Ontology annotation, cellular component: cytoplasm. Gene Ontology annotation, biological process: aromatic amino acid biosynthetic process. NCBI's taxonomy places the organism in Eukaryota, Fungi, Ascomycota, Saccharomycetes, Ascoideales, Ascoideaceae. The transcript is spliced from 2 exons. The record is from RefSeq and is a predicted model, not a curated record. Gene Ontology annotation, molecular function: 3-deoxy-7-phosphoheptulonate synthase activity.